Molecule: messenger RNA, 744 nt
Organism: Candida tropicalis MYA-3404
Lineage: Eukaryota; Fungi; Ascomycota; Pichiomycetes; Serinales; Debaryomycetaceae
Product: 2,5-diamino-6-(ribosylamino)-4(3H)-pyrimidinone 5'-phosphate reductase
Exons: 1
Coding region: 1-744 (247 amino acids)
Biological process (GO): riboflavin biosynthetic process
Molecular function (GO): 5-amino-6-(5-phosphoribosylamino)uracil reductase activity
Source: RefSeq, a predicted model, not a curated record
AUGUCUUUAAUUCCAUUACCACCUACAUUAAUUCCGUUUUUAAAUCCAUAUCUUCCAAACACAGAAACAACCACCAAUCGUCCAUUUGUCACAUUGACAUAUGCACAAUCAUUGGAUUCAAAGAUUGCAGCUCAACCAGGACAACAAACUAAAUUAUCUCAUUUAGAAACUAAAACAAUGACACAUUAUUUAAGAUCUAAACAUGAUUCAAUUUUUAUUGGUAUAGGUACUGUAUUAGCAGAUGAUCCUAAAUUAAAUUGUCGAUAUGAUGAAAAAAGUACCAUUAGACCAAUUAUUUUAGAUCCUAAGGCACAAUGGCAAUAUGAAAAAAGUACCCUUUGUAAAAUUUGUCAUGAUGGUUUGGGAUUGGCUCCUUUUAUAAUAAUUGAUGAAAAUAUGAAUCCAAGUGAUGAUUCAAGAAAAAUUGUAGAGAAUCAAGGUGGGAAAUAUGUGAAAUUACCAUUACUUGAAAAGAGAAAUGAAAAUUGGAAAUUAAUUUUGGAAAAAUUAAAAGAAUUAGAUAUUAAAUCAGUUAUGAUUGAAGGUGGAGCUAAAGUAAUUAAUGAUUUAUUAAUAAAUAGAGAUAAUUUAGUUGAUAGUUUGAUUAUAACUGUUGCUCCUGUAUUUUUAGGUAAAAAUGGUGUUGAUGUAUCACCAAAUCAUCAAAUUAAUCUUAAAGAUAUGACUUGGUGGACUGGUGUUCAAGAUUCAGUUCUUGCUGCUAGAUUACAAUCCAAUGCAUGA